Messenger RNA from Dryobates pubescens (Downy woodpecker), 972 nucleotides. RefSeq lists its product as uncharacterized. NCBI's taxonomy places the organism in Eukaryota, Metazoa, Chordata, Aves, Piciformes, Picidae. The record is from RefSeq and is a predicted model, not a curated record. The transcript is spliced from 5 exons. Bases 1 to 963 code for a protein of 320 amino acids.
AUGACUGUGUGGGGACAAAGAGGUCCUCAAAGUGGGGCUGGGCACAGCCUUUGUCCCCAGCUUUCUGGACUUCACCUUUUCUCCUUGCAGAUGAACCUUCUCAGCCAGAUGAGCACCCUGGUGCAGACCCUGCAAGCCCCAGCUGGGCUCUUCCUGCAGCCCUGGCGCUGGCUGAGCUCCUGGGUGAUCAGCUCCAAGCAGGUAUGUGCCAGCGUUGCCUUCGUGUCCCGCACCUCCCAUCUCACCCCUGCCUCAGCAGGGCCAACCCCAGCAGGCCCUGCCUUUUCCUCAGCACCCACGGGGGCUCAGCACUUCGAGGAGGUGGCCCCUUCUCGGAGUGAUUCCCCAUCCCUGGAGACCCGAGCCCAAAGUCCCCAGGACACUGGCGGCCCUGAAACACUGCCGGGUCUCCAGGCGGCGGCCGGGGCGACGAACACGGCGGCGUUCUUCCUCUGCGAGGCGCUGUUGGGCCAGCACUUUGAUGUGGUCCCCAAUGGGAUGGCCGAGCCCCAGCCCGGGGACCUCUUCCUCUUCCCUCUGACCUCUGGAGUCCCUGGCUGGUGGGGAGCCCACGCUGGUGUCUACUGUGGUGACGGAGAGAUCAUCCACCUGGAAGGCAGCUCGGGGACGUCCCCAUCGGGGAUUGUGGCCAAGCACGGCAAGAGUCACCUGCUGCGGACGCGGGGCCCGGCCAAGGUGCUGCGGAGGAAGGGAGGGCUGGAUGCGGCCGCCCUGCAGCGACGCGUCCGGGCGGCCAUGCAGCAGGCGGUGGAGUACGACCUUGGCACCUGCAACUGCAUCCACUUUGCCCUCAGCCUGCUGGGGCUGGGUCACCUGGCUGGCACCAUGGUGGGUCCCACCGCCAGAGUGGGUGCCACCACCCCUAGGGACUUUGAUGCUCUCUCCAGUCACAUAGCACCACAGCCCAAUCUCCUCUGCCAGGUGUCCCCAGCACUGCAGUGAUGGAGGUGG